Molecule: messenger RNA, 1182 nt
Organism: Phycomyces blakesleeanus NRRL 1555(-)
Lineage: Eukaryota; Fungi; Mucoromycota; Mucoromycetes; Mucorales; Phycomycetaceae
Exons: 5
Coding region: 1-1182 (393 amino acids)
Biological process (GO): DNA replication
Source: RefSeq, a predicted model, not a curated record
AUGCACUCAAUCGAUGAAAAGGCAGCCUACAAACGCGAAUUAGCAAUUGAUAGAUUGAGAAACUACAUUAUAGAUUGGAGAGCCGGAUUUAGGCGUCAACAUGGUCGAGGUGCCGAUGAUGCUGACAUUAUUGGUCAACCGAUCGAUGAGGUUUACCAAAAAUACAUUGAGCUCAAAAGGCAACGGAAACUGCUUCACCCAGACCAGUCUAGUUCAACUCGUACCGAGGAAACAAACCAAACUCUGUCGGCAACAAAACGAACCAGAGGAAAGUAUGCCGCAAACUCACAGGACGAUGAAAACGAAAAUGAAUCGCCGGGCCAGAAAAACAAAAAGAUAAAGCCGAUGAUGAAAACGAAGCCGAUCAAAAAGAUAGAAGUGGAGCAACCCGAAGAACUCUCUGAAGAACAAUUUGAGGAACAGAAACGUAACCUCGAGAGGGUAUAUAACCUCUUUCGAAGACGCCCCACAGCAGCGCUAACUGCAGAAGAAGAAGAAGAAAAAAAAAAAGAAGAAAAAGAAGAAUCUAUAAAGAAAACCACAAAGUUUAUGGAACCAAAUCCAAACAGCAAUAGAUCUGUAGAAGUCAAGAAGCCACAUACCAGACACAAAAUCAAACCAGCACCUUCUGAUGCUGACUUGCCUCAAUCUGUAAAAGACUUUAUGGUCAUGAUGCUUGGCCCACAAGAUCCCUGUGUAGUGCAACAUAGGUCAUCCGACGUCAAAGAAAAAAGUCCAUUUUUUCAAGAUCAAUCUCAACGCGAUCGAAUCUUGAAAGAAAUAGAAGAAGGAACCUUUGGAAUGCCAAAACAGCCGAUUAUUCCAAAGACAGUAAAGGAAUUGGAUGAAGACGAAGAUGACACACAAGCCAAUAUUGAUACCAUAGACGAGAGACCUAGCUACAAGAAGAAACCGAUCCAAAAGAGACAGACAAAGCUUCACAAGAUGAAAGCCGUAGAAGACACAUCAGUGGAGCCGGAUACCAAAAAGAGUAAGAGGCAAGAAAAAGCCAGACAGAAAGCAGAAGAAGAAAAGCUGGUCAAAGGCCGUCUAUUGAAGAUAUUGAGUCAAACCAGGGUAGAUGUUUGUGCCAAAGUAGAUGCUUGUACCAAGGAAUCUGAUCAUUCAAUCCAGCCGAUGUUGGACCAGUUUAUGAACCAAGAUAAAGACGUACAACCAUAA